Hyla sarda is the source of this 9489-nucleotide messenger RNA. It is a transcript of the gene YTHDF3, whose product is annotated as YTH N6-methyladenosine RNA binding protein F3. The transcript has 5 exons. Gene Ontology annotation, biological process: mRNA destabilization. Bases 451 to 2118 code for a protein of 555 amino acids. Gene Ontology annotation, cellular component: cytoplasm. NCBI's taxonomy places the organism in Eukaryota, Metazoa, Chordata, Amphibia, Anura, Hylidae. Gene Ontology annotation, molecular function: mRNA binding; N6-methyladenosine-containing RNA reader activity. The record is from RefSeq and is a predicted model, not a curated record.
GGAAGUGAGAGUGCGAGGCCUCGUCCGCCAUUGUGGAGAAGAGAGAUAGAGGGAGCCCGGUCCAGAGCGAGAGUCAGAGCCCGGGGGGCGAGGAGCGCCAGAGAGAGGAGGCCGUCCCCACCGCUCCCCGCACACUGUGUGGGUGUCUGCUUCCUCUGCGGUAUAGACUAGGCGGCGGGGGUCUGUGUAGCCGUAUGUCCAGGGCGCAGCUGAUGUGUACACGUCCGUGUGUGUCCCUGCUCAGCGCCGUCCUCGUGUAGCCGCCCGCCCCGGCCGUGUAGACGUCUAGAGAGGCAUCACAGGGAGGGAUCACCCGGCGGCCCCGACCAUCUCCGCUCCACAGGAGAAUGUCUGCGACCAGCGUGGAUCAGUGACCUUUUUCUUUCUUUUUCCACGUUGUUGCAGAGACCUAAAGGACAGGGAAACAAAGUUGCAGUACAGAACGGUUCAAUGCAUCAGAAAGAUGCAGUAAACGAUGAUGACUUUGAGCCAUAUCUAACCAGCCAGACGAAUCAGAGUAAUAGCUAUCCACCAAUGUCAGACCCUUACAUGCCUAGUUAUUAUGCUCCAUCCAUUGGAUUUCCUUACUCCCUUGGUGAAGCAGCAUGGUCAACCGCAGGAGACCCACCGAUGCCGUACUUGUAUGGACAGAUGAGCAAUGGGGAACACCACUACAUACCAGAUGGAGUGUUUAGUCAGCCUGGAGCUUUGGGGAACACUCCUCCUUUCCUUAGCCAGCAUGGGUUUAAUUUUUUUCCUGGGAAUGCAGACUUCUCCACAUGGGGGACAAGUGGAUCUCAGGGACAAUCAACUCAAAGUUCUGCAUAUAGCAGCAGCUACGGAUACCCACCUAGUUCCCUCGGUAGAGCCAUUGCUGACGGACAAGCUGGUUUUGGCAGUGAUACUUUAAGCAAAGUGCCAGGGAUAAACAGCAUUGAGCAAGGAAUGACAGGACUUAAAAUCGGUGGGGACAUGACUGCUGCAGUAACAAAAACUGUUGGUUCAGCCUUGACUAGUGUAGGAAUGACUAGUAUAGCGGCAAAUAGUGUGCCUCCAGUUAGCAGUUCAGCCCCCAAACCAACCUCUUGGGCUGCCAUUGCUCGAAAGCCAGCAAAACCUCAGCCUAAACUUAAACCUAAGGGCAAUAUGGGUAUUGGUAGCACUGCAGUUCCUCCACCGCCUAUAAAACACAACAUCAAUAUUGGAACUUGGGACGACAAGGGGGCUGUGGUAAAGACCCCUCUUGCUCAGCCAAUUCUGCCUCCUCAGCCUGUAAUACAGCAGCCUCAGCCAUUAACUCAACCUCUACCCAUGGUGCAAAACCAACUGCCUCAACAGCAGCUUCAGCAACAGCCACAACAGCAACAAGGACCUCAGCAGCAGGCCCCCCCACACCAGGUGCAGCAGCAGCUCCAGAACCGCUGGGUGGCACCUAGGAACAGGGGAGUAGGCUUCAAUCAGAACAAUGUGACUGGCAAUGAGAACUUUAGCUUAGGUGUUGUGCCUGUUAGCUCCUCCCCUGGUGUUGAGGUUCACCCUGUACUGGAGAAAUUGAAGGCCAUAAACAACUAUAAUCCCAAAGACUUUGAUUGGAGUCUGAAAAAUGGGCGUGUGUUCAUAAUCAAAAGCUACUCAGAGGACGAUAUCCACCGCUCUAUCAAGUACUCGAUCUGGUGCAGUACUGAACAUGGCAAUAAGCGUUUGGAUGCUGCUUACCGAUCCUUGAAUGGUAAAGGCCCACUUUAUUUACUCUUCAGCGUAAACGGGAGUGGACAUUUUUGUGGAGUUGCGGAGAUGAAGUCUGUUGUAGACUAUAAUGCCUAUGCUGGAGUCUGGUCACAAGACAAGUGGAAGGGAAAGUUCGAGGUCAAAUGGGUCUUUGUCAAGGACGUUCCUAACAACCAACUGCGACACAUUCGUUUGGAAAACAACGAUAAUAAGCCUGUUACCAACUCAAGGGACACUCAAGAGGUACCCCUAGAAAAAGCCAAGCAAGUCCUUAAAAUAAUUGCGACUUUCAAGCAUACAACCUCUAUCUUUGAUGACUUUGCACAUUACGAGAAGCGUCAAGAAGAGGAGGAAGCCAUGCGUAGGGAGAGAAAUCGAAACAAACAAUAAUGAUAAUGGAGUUAACCCCUUGUAAACACUAAUGAUGCAGACUUUGGAAAUCGCCUACUUUGUGGAAGAAACAUAAUUAAUGCGUUUUAUUUCUGCUUAUGGCAACAUCCUUGAACACUUUAACAUGAAAUUGACUUUUUUUUUUUUCCUCCUUCCUCUUUAUGCAUAUUGGUUUUCAUCAGUGCAUCUGUCCUUGUACUCGUCACCAAACACUUGAGAACUUUAACUUUGUCAAGCACUUUCUGUCCUGAAGCUUUUAACCAGUAUCUACUGUCUUUUUGUAACCUAGUUAUGGCGCAGGAGUCCCAUUGAAUGCAAGGGUCCCUGUAUUUUUUUUGUUUUUUUUUCUCCUUCAGUACUAUUAGGAAAUUGGUUAGUUAUGAGAUUAUAAAUCAUGGCUUCAUUUAUUUUAUAUUUUUAAUUGUUUUUUGUUUUUGUUUUUUUGCUAGCUGUUAGAGUAAAAAAAUCAUGCCAUCUAUAAUUGAGGUGUUCAAUAAUUUUUGUAGUGACCUUUCUAUGGUAAACAAGGUCAUAUACUGUGUUGCCAUAUGUGCCCUUUUGUUUUAGUGUUAUAGGGGCACUCCGGCCCUAAUGCAUCUUAUCCCCUAUCCAAAGGAUAGGGGAUAAAAUGUAUGAUCGCAGGGGGUCUGCUGCUGGAGACUUCCGCAAUCUGGCAUUGCGCAUCCACCUUUGUGAGCUCACCGCAGCGUUGGAGGCUCAGUGUGUGUAGUGUGACGACCAGGGGGGCCAGAGUAUCCGGACGUCACGACUCUGCCCCGUGUGAUGUCACGCUCCACCCCCUCAAUGCAAGUCUAUUGAAGGCUACACACUGAGCCUCCAGUGCAAAGGUGGGUGCUCAAUCUCCAGCAGUGGGCCCCCUGCGAUCAUACAUCUUAUCCCCUAUCUUUUGGAUAAGGAAAAAGAUGUAUUAGGGCCGGAGUACCCCUUUAAGAAUAGAUACAGCUUUGUGGCAACCUCAAGUUUUAAAAUGUACUUUUAGUUUUGGAAAACAUAACAUAGUGCCAUGUCAGAGGCUUUGAUCAGUUAGGGUCCGGGUACUAAGAACCCCACUAGUCUGAAGGGGCAGAAGCAUGCUGAAUACGAUUGCCCUUUUAGACUCUUUGGUUCUGCUCAGCUCAACCCUGGAGAAGAUGGCUUAGCAGAGUACAAUACAUCUCCAAGAAGAUCCGACCACAGCUGAAAGGGCUUUAACCACUGCCCUUAUCCACUGAUAUGCCACUGUGACUUGUCAGUUGUUUCCUGAAACUAGAGGCACUUUAAUAUUCACUUUAGAAGAAUGAUGAGCCUCUAGUUGGCUGGGUUCACACACCAUAUUUUAUUUGUAACUUUCAUUUCAACCACUAAAAUCAGAACUUGUACAGCAGCAAAACUGCCACAGCCCCUGGUCCUGCCUCUAGAACAGUGUUCCCCAACCAGGGUGCAUCCAGCUGUUGCAAAACUUCAACUCCCAGCAAAACUACAGCUCCCAGCGCUCCAGGCAUGCUGGGAGUUGUAGUUUUGCAACAGCUGGAGUCACCCUGGUUGGGAAAUACUGCUCUAGAACAUGCUCGGUGAGAUCUUCAGAACACAUUCAUUCUAUAUAGUUUUCAUAUUCUGUACCAAGAUAUGAAACCCGAUAUAUUGGUUCCAGUUGGUGGCAUACAGUUGGAUGCCUUGUCCCGAAUAUGACAGUCAGUGCACUGGAGAUUGUGUUUGAAGGGUCUACAGCUUCAGGAAGUUAGUACAACAGAAUACUCAGCAUACCACUGUGAUAUAAUUUGUCAGACCUAUAGACGACCUGACUGUUGUGAGCCCUGCUAAAACAAAUCAGCUUUGUCAGUAAAGGGAUGUCCAUUUUAAAGGGGUUUUCCAGUAGAACCUUAUUGAUAGUCUAUACCCACGGUAGCCCAUCAGUGUCUGAGACUCCACCCCACCAAUCAUUUUGACAGAGCCAUGGUACCCACAAUGUACAGUGAAUGGAGCCAGAAGCAGAGUGCUCCAUAUGUUUAAUGGUCGUACUGGGUUACUGCAGUUCAACCCCCUCUGAAGUGAAUGCUAACUGUUCUGCAGUAACCAAGUAAGGCUGGGACUUCACUGCGUGUGACCAGAAAUCACUGAUCAGAUUGUGCUGCCAGGGUCUUGUGGCAUCGCAAUUCAUUCAAGUGAGUGGGGUCCCUUUACGACCCACAAGUGGCUGAGACCCCACAAUUGCUGGGAAUCCAUAAUGGAUGGGUUUCUUGAAACUGAGUUUGUGGCUGGAGCCACUUGGGGACAUAUAUCCCAGAUUUUGCCAAGUUUUUAGACGUAUACUUUUAAAUGUGGCAAAAAGGAACGACUGAGGAUAAGGAUAAAGGGGUACUCCGCCACAAGCAUCUCAUCCCCCUAUCCAAAGGAUAAGAUGUUAGAUUGCGGGGGUCCCGCAGAUGGGGACCCCCACGAUCUUCGUGCUGACAGCGGCGCCGUCAGGAAUGCGGAAGCUGCACGCCACACCCCCUCUAUUCAUGUCAAUGGGAGGAGGCGUGACUGCUAUGAUGUAGCUGUCAUGCCUCCUCCCAUAGAAGUGAAUAGAGGGGUGUGUGGUGGCCGCAUCACCAGUCAUCGAACAAAGAGUGGAGUUUGCUCCAUGCGCUGAAUGACGGGUGCCAUGCCUGAGAUAGGGGAUAAGAGGUUUGCAGCGAAGUACCCCUUUUAAAGGUUCCUAAACAGAGGUGCAGACCUAUUCCCAUGUUUAAUAUGUGGUGUGUUAACCCAGGCCUAUUGCCAGAAUCUUACAAAUGAGCCCCAGUAAGUAUGCUUUAGCUUGAUACCAAUCUCGAUGUACCUCAGUCCAGGGUAGACGUUUUACAAUCUAUUUAAUUCUUUUUAACUUCAGUUUGUAUUCCUGGGCUUUCACAGACCUGACCAAGUGCUCUCAUGAAAUAGAAACCUUCUCCUUUUAACUAGCUAAUAAAAAAAGGUAAUCUUUAGCACGCAUUCAUGUGGCGAUCGGCACUUUUCUGUUUUGUUACGGCUCUCUAACUCUUGGAAUAACUUUAUGGGCACUGUUUGUCGCAUUUAAGUCCACUCGUAGAUCCCUCAGCCCAUAUUGUGAUUUUAAGUGCCUCGUUUUUAUUUUAUUUUUUUCAUUUUGUCCUAGUAUAGAGAAAUAAUCUGAUAAUGUAUUACAGGCAAACGUAUUAAUGUAAAGUCUAUGAGCCUGAAAAUACGGCAGUAGUCGUGCAUUCUCUCCAAAGCUGCUUUCUAGCUUCAACUUAUGUAAUCUUGGGGUCAUUUUCCUAGUAGAAAUGUAUUUCUAUGCUAAUCCUGUUUGUCCAUGAUAAAUCAUGAAGAUUGUGUUACUUGCCGUUACUUUUUGUUUUCAUAGUAAAGAAUGGUUGACAUAUCUACACUUCUGAAACAAAUUCUAACAACUUAGUAUAUUUAAUUUCAUUUACAUGUAGUCAAUGCUUCUAUAUUGAAUUGAGAGAGUCUAUGUAUUUCCAUACUGAAAUAAAUUUAAGAUGACGUACAGUAUGCUAUGACAGUUGUGAAACUGGCUGAACACUUGGAUGUCAAUGUUGUAAUGAUGGGUCAUUGAAUGGAAAUGUUAAAUGGCUUCCAAUGGAAAACUGUUGGCACUGAAAAAAAGCAGUUUCUUAAAGGGUUACUAUGAUUUAAAAAAAAAAUAAAAAAAUAUAUAUAUAACUUUUGACGUAGCCCAGACAUGUCAAGUUAUGAUCACGCUGUCUUAUUUCUAAGCAGAGGUUGUUCACAGCAGUGUGUGGCACAUUUUGUCUGUCAAUCAAAUCUGACCUUUUCCUCUAUAGAGGUCUAUGCAGCAAAAAGGUCAGAUCUAGCAGCUGGCUGGGGAACCCAAAUUAAAGUCACACCUGGAUUAAAACUAGCAAUCGCAGAGGGUCUCAGGUUUGAGACCUUGUGUGAUCAUGACCUGUCUGGGUCCCUGUAAAGUGUUUCUAAAACCCUGUAAAGUGUUUCUAAAAUUUCACAUAACUUUCUGAGGAAAGCCAGGAAUAAAGGAAGAGUAGCAGUGCUUAUGGGAAUUUUUGUAUCCCUUUGUUUUACUUAUUUGCUGGAGUUUCAGCAUCCAAAUCUGAUCACAACUUCUACCAUGUCAGAAGCUAUGUGAAUAUUUAGGUAUACUUUAGAGGCUAGCUCCAGAUGAUGAUAUAUAUGCAUUUGGGUAUGAAAAAAAAUCUGUCAUCAGUGUCACCUGCCCUAACAUGUCUGUACAGGUGACACUGAUGACAACGGUACUUACCUUGUUCUAUGCUUUGGUUCACCGGCAAUCCUCUUUGGUAUCUUCAACUCUAGGCCUGACUUUGAGCAUGGGCAGAGAACAGCAGCGGUGACAUCACUAAGCUCCGCCCAUGCUCAGUCAGGCCCGGAGCUGAAGAUACCAAAGAGAAUUGCUGGAGAACCACAGAAGGGGACAAGGUAAGUACCAUUGUCAUCAGUGUCACCUGCACUUCCUGUCUGUACCGACAAGUUAGUGCAGGUGACACUGAUGACGGAUUUCCUUUAAUCUCAAUCCCUUCACCAUUCUUGACUGUGGCCCAGGAUGCUGACAAAUGUUAUGUCAGGUCAUCACACUAGAUAAUUUGGGGUUGUUAAUGGUUUUAUUUCCCUGGCACAACAUCCAUUGCGGUUACUUCUGUUAAAUGAGAGCUUUCAUUGUGGGGUCUUUUUAACGGUUGACACCUGAAUUUUUAGGUUUUAGUGUAAAAUUAAGGUCGCUAUGAACCACACAUGGGCCAUCGGCUAUCUCUACUCAUCUUUCUAUGCACAUGAACGUUUUGCACGACUAAACAUUUAUGUGUUGUGAAUGGAGAGAGAGUAAUCUGCUGCCAGAUAAUACUAUGGGGCACUUGAAAUCCAACAUGCCUGACACGUCUCUCCUCUGACACCAUCUGGGAGGCCCCCAUACAUGUUAAAGCCAGAUGAUUUUCACCAAAGUUGGUUGAUACUUUUUGACAAAAUGUUUUUUUUUUUCCAUUAGGAUACUGUGAGGUGAUAAAGAAAUUACUGACCUAUAAGGUUGGGAAAUCUAUGUAGUGAGAAUGUCUGAACUUACUUUGGUUAACUAAGGAUCUAUGUGCACAAAUCUGGUCAGAUUUAAUUUUGCAGGAAUCUUGGUAGAAGUGAAAAUUAUAGCACCCUGUGUGAAUGUACUGUAAGGCUGGUACCAUACACAGCAUUUUCCACUGUAGUUUGAUGUGCCAAAGCCAUAUGUGUAUUCAUAUGGAAUGAGAAAUACAAAUGAAGGACUAAUACUACUUCCUGCUGGGUCCACUUCUGGCUUUGGAAUAAAAAAUACUGACGUAUGGGGCCUGUAGUCAUCAAUGUCCAUGGCAGCUGUGAAUAACCAACUUGGCCUUUUACUUUUGGAAGGCAAAACUCAAGCUUAUGUCCUUAAUGUUUUAAAGGGGUUAUCUAAGGUUAGAAGAAUUUAAUUAUAAUUUAAUUUAAUUCUGGAUAAGAUUGAGGCCAACUUUUUUUCACCCAAUACACUGACAAUUCAUUGAUAUUAAAGGGGUACUCCAGCCCUAAGACAUCUUAUCCCCUAUCCAGAGGUUAGGGGAUAAGAUGUCUGAUUGCAGGGGACCCCCGCAAUCUCUCAUGCAGCACCCACCCGUCUCAGCUGCACGCAGAGUUGGAGGCUCCGUGUCUAAAGCCUCUCGACCACGGGGCUGGAGUAUCGUGAUGCCUCAACUCCGCCCCCUUGUGAUGUCACGCCCCUCAAGUCUUUGGGAGGGGGCAUGACUUAUAAGAUGUCUUAGGGCCGGAGUACCCCUUUAAUGGGAACAAUGUAAUGCUACUUUUUUUCCACUGUGGUGGUGCUGCAGAGAAAUUGAACGCUUACUGCAGGAUACCCCAACAUUUGACAGCUUGUCAGAUAUCCUGUGAUCACCUGUCAGCUUGGAUACCCUUCUAAAGUGUACUUGUCAUUUAGAAAAACUUUUGAACUUGUGUAAUGUUUUGACUAUGGGGUCUUAGUCCUGGAGCUCUCAUCACUUCCCAGCUUGCAGUGAUCUACAUCCAGCUUCUCUGGAAGAUACCAUAGACUUAUAAAAUGGCUGCUGGAUGGAAAUCACUGAAAGCCGUGGGCUGAAGUCUGUCUCCCUGCUCAUUCUUCUGAUCGGUGGGGGUCUCAGCACGGAGACUUUAACUGAUCAAAACAUUUGACGACAUGUCUCUGUGACAUUUUAAAGAUUGCCCAAAGACAAUUUCUUGCAGUUUGUAGUAUUUUCUAUAAAAUACAUGUUGCAGUAAAGCCAUGAUAUUACUCUAGUACAUUUUUUUUAUAUUUCUUCCCUUAAUAAGAACUUCAUAAUGACCUUAUAAUUGUGUUUUAAUUAAAUAUUGCCCUUUUUUAAUACUUUUUAUCAUCAGAAUUUGGUUGGUACUAAAAGCGGUAUUCCAGGAUUUUGGAACUUUUAGCCUGUGUACUACUGAUGUCAAGUUAUGUAUGGUGUCAGUAUGCUUGAAUUACCUAUAUGGGGUGUAUUGUGUGUUUUUGGUGGGAUCCUUGUCCCUGGAGGUUUAGCAUUCUUGUGCUGUAUGGGUUACUGUAGUCUCCAGAAUCUCAUUUUCCUGUGCAGCUCGAGACAGUUGAUUACAGGGUGCGGCUCAUCUGUAUAUCCUGACAUGCCAGCCUUCAGUGCGUUCACCGCUGUCACAUCAUCUCAGAGCAGAUAGUGGGCGUCACAAUUUACCAAAAAGGUGCACAGGACUUGAUAAAUUUUGCUCAACUAUAGAAACCAGUGAGCUGCAGAGAUUGGUUUAAGCUUUGUGAACUAGCAUCUGACACUUUUGUAUGUGUCCUAUUAGGAGGUUUGCACUAAAAAGUAGGCUUUGCACAAAGAAGAAAAAAAAAACACUUCUAAAUUUAAUUUGCACAAAUAAUAAAUACAGCUCCACUGCAAAAGGUGGUGUACAGUGCACCAAACAGUAGACAACUUUGAAAGAUGGUCUACUAAAAAUUUCACCCAAAAAAUUGUGCAAAAAAUGCAAUUUUUGCAGGGACAUUUAGAACAUUGAAGUAGUGUAAAGCGAAUGAUAAAUCUUACCCAUUGACACCGUAAUAACGUGGCAUCAGGGGGACAUAGAUUAAAUGUUCCAAAAUCCUGGAACGUCCCUUUUAAGGUUUUUAGCAUUACUAGUAGGUAGACUUGAAAUAAAAUGCCCCAUAUGUGACGGGGGCUAUUAAAGGGUUACUCCGGCCCUGACAUCUUAUCACGGGGUCCCGCCACUGGGGACUCCCGCGAUCUUGUAUUCGCCACACACCUGUUUGUGAGCUGGCACUGCGGUGUGCAGCUCAAACAGGCGGAAGGCGACCACGGUGCCGAACUAACUUGAUGUCACAUCUCCGCC